Megachile rotundata (alfalfa leafcutting bee) is the source of this 3027-nucleotide messenger RNA. Its product is annotated as glutamate receptor 1. Lineage: Eukaryota; Metazoa; Arthropoda; Insecta; Hymenoptera; Megachilidae. The record is from RefSeq and is a predicted model, not a curated record. Gene Ontology annotation, cellular component: membrane. Gene Ontology annotation, molecular function: ligand-gated monoatomic ion channel activity.
GUAAAAUACUGUAGUUAUUAUAACAUGAAAUGUCUAUACGUAUACUCAAUUAUUAAGAUGUAAUUUUCUAAUGGAAUACAGACCGAUAUUAUCGUUCGUACUACAUGUACGUUGAAAUUAACUUUCACGAUGUAUUUAUUAAAUACAGACGCAUAGAGACCUUUUAAUAAAAUUAACAUUAAUAUUUAAUUUUUCACAAUGCUCUUAUUUGCAUUGUGUUAUUGCAAAAUAAUAAAACGAUUAUCACGUAGUUGCAAUUUCUAAAUUGAUAUCAUUUCUUGAUUGCACUAGUCUUAUCAUUGCAACAUCGGUGCAAUAUCGAUGUUAUCGUUGCAUUUAAUACAGCAUUGCGAUCGUACCCAAUUAUAUUUUUAUGAACUUGAACUUUUCACGUUAUUAGUACAACGCGUUUAAAUAUUUAAUGUCCUUCUGCGUGAAUUAUCCACUGCAAAAUUGAUCGUCUUCAGUUGCAGGAAUUCAGUCAUGUUCUUAGUCUUUCGCGACGUUCCACACAACCACUUUCUACAAGUCUUGCGACCAAAAUGCAACUCAUCGUUUAUUUAAAUAUCAUCUUGUUGUACAUUUGUUUACCAACGGUGCAAAUUAGUAGUGAUAUGCAAGACAUUAUUUCGUUGAUCAAGCAAGUUCGUAGGCAUUAUUCGGCCUCCUCCGUCUUCGUGUUGUUUCCGAGCAGCAAUGAAACAGUUUUUGAUGGUACGCUUUUCGUAUAAUAUUUAUUUCACGAUUCUCAGACAUCAUUAUAAUAAUAAUUUCAACUGACACAAUCAUGAUUAAAAGACCUAACAUUUUUUUCGAAUAUGUGAUAUCCUUUUUCGUGUUUAUUAGAUAUGGUAGUAUCAUACUCAGUACACGCAUGGAUUCGUGCGCUCCACAGCGAGCAGCUUACUACUCUGAGCAUAGCGAUCGCAGAUAUGAAAUUGCUGGAAAAUUUUUAUUACAACGUCUCCCGUCCGAUGGUCAUCAUCUUCUUCUUCGAAUUAUCGGCGCUUCGUAAAUUUUCGCACAACUCGAAAUUCUUAAAAAUGUCCGCUUUCGCGUGGUUAGUUAUAUUCCAAACUAUGAUAAUAAAAAGUAGCAAUGAUUACUGCCACAACCCUCGAGGAAACAUUUUUCAUCUGGCUUUCGAUACAGAAAUGUUAGUGGUAUGUAAGGGAGAUAACGCGCUUUACGAGUGGUAUUCCAUCGAUGGAAAUACCACGGAAACUUUCAGACUGGCCAAUUGGACCACCAACAAAGAAGAUCCGACGUUGUCCACUAUGCACCUGCUUACCAAUUUAAGCUUGUACGACAGAAGAAAUGAUUUGAAAGGGACAGUUCUCAAGGGUGUUCUUGUCAAGAAUUCGUUACUGUACAAACCAAGUCAGAAUAAAACGGAAGGAUAUUUUUCCACGAUGAUCGUCGAGCUUCAAAACUCUUUGAAUUUCACGAUAGAGAUCGUAGCCAAAUUAUCAGAAUUUGGAAGUUAUAAUACAACGACGGAACGCUGGGGAGGAGCGAUGCAUUACGUCGCAACAGGGAUCGUAGACAUCGGGGUGGCCGAUUUUUCGAUGACCAACAACAGACUGAAUUACGUGGAUUACCUGGUUCCUAUUAUAACAAUUAGAACCUGUAUGUAUUUCAAACAACCGGAUGCACUUGGGGUGAAAUGGUUCGCCUACUUCAAAGCUUUCAAUUUCAACAUUUGGAAGUCUUUAUUUGUGGUGUUCAUGAUUUCUGUCUUUACGGUGGCGUUUAUAAAGUCGCAGGUCCACUUGAAGAAUUUCAUGGGUCUAGUGUGCGACGAGUUUCUUCUGAUUUUGGGUGUCAUAUGCCAGCAAGGACUUAUAGAAUUUCCACGGCAUUCUUCGCUGCGAGUCGCAUAUUCCACCAUACUGCUAUCCGCCAUCGUGAUAAUGUCCGCCUAUUCGGCGUCUCUGAUCUGCUUCUUAACAGCCCGCGUUCGCUACACGCCAUUUCGCACGAUCACAGAGUUCCUCGAUGACGAAACUUAUCGUAUAAUUGUCCUGAAAGGCUCUGCGGAAUACGACACGUUUUUCCUCUCGAAAGAUCCGAUAGCGACCAGAAUCAAGAAUAUCAUACUACCCAUCGAUGAUCUGCCAAUCGACAUAGAAAGCGGAUUCAAGAGAGUAUGUUUUUACGCUUCUUCGAAUAUAAUUUCCAAUAAGAACUAUUUUACCUGUUCACAGAUUUGUGAGGAUCCUAAGUUGGCGUUCUACACUAACUACAGUCCACAAUUGGAGAAAUUUGCGACCAUUGUACAGAUUCCGUGUCAAGUCACUUGUCUCGCUUUCGGUCGUGUGAACAGUUUGUCUUUGAUCCUUCCGAAAGGUAGUCAGUACACCAUGGCCCUGAAUUUCCAUUUGCAUAAAUUAAUAAACAGCGGUAUAUUGAAUCGAUACAAGCCCGGCAUGAGUUAUGAGGAACAAAACAACUUUGAGCCUGUUGAAUUCGGUAGCAUCGCAUCAGUGCUACUAAUUUUGGGGGGCGGUGUUGUUCUAGCGUUUUUAGUAUUACUUGUAGAGGUUUAUUACAACAAGCGGAAAGCAAUCAACAAUUUUGUGAGCCGUACUCGUUAAAGCUGCUUUCUACGGUGAUUAAUCUUGAUAUCCUCUUUAGGGAUUAUUCUGUCUGAAAGUUAAAGACUGAAAUCUUCUUACCUUUGUAACCAUACUUGCAACCGAAGAAAGCCACCAUAAGAAAAGUAUGUCUACGUGUCCACUGUUUGUUGAAUUUAUCACACAUAUCCUUGAAGAAGAUAAAUGUCGACACAAGUCUUUACAACCAAGUCCACAUAUGUUGUAUCUUUGAUAAACGAAAACAAAAAAAUUGUCAAAAGCAUAAUUCGAAAUAAACUGAGAAAUCAGAAACCUUGAUGAUCUAUCACCACUAUUACGGCAAUCAACGCGUUAAAAUAGUAGCUGUAUUUUCCACCAUCAAUUUACCAGCACAUUGGAGAACUGUUUGACGUUGCGAAUUUAUUGGGCGAUAGCGAUCGGUCAAUCACAA